AUGCUCUGUUUUCGAGCGGUAGUAUUAACCCUGGUGCUCUACAGCGAGCCCACCGCCUUCUCAUUCACUCUUCAGCACAUCGGAAAACAAACUGAGAAUAUUUUCUGCAUAAUAUCCACCAAAGGUAAUCCAAAGCAUGGUUUUUAUUCAUUCUGUGAAGUGUUAGCUAUAAUGCUUGAGCAACUAUUUGCCUCAGUUUGUUUAAUUUAUUGUCUAAUUGCCUUGUCUAAGUGCCUGACGGGGAAACCACCAAGGAAAGGUAAGCGCGUCUACUCAAUAUUGCAAUGUUCAAAGGGCUCAGUUACUGAUCAAGGAAAGAGGCUAUAAAGGUAUGCUUGAAAUAGAUAAGGUUUUUCUGUUGGACAUUUAAGAAAAGCCCACCGAACAUGUUAUGGUGAAAUUCCGACUGCCUUCAAAAGGACUCGGCUAUGUGGCGCGUAAAGUCGCUACCCUAUUUUGCUUAAAAAGCGCUUACGAAAGUCAGUGACAGACGCACUCGCUCAGACGCAAGCGAAAGUGCAGCCGAACCUCAGUCGCCAAGAUGCGAAAUAUUAUGAUUGGUUUAAUGAGAAAUCUACAGUUUACCAGCUCACACAGAAAAACUUAAGCAUUUUCUAUGUCGAUGUCUGACAUGCUCAAAUUACUUUUCAUGCUGGACAAAGUAAAAAAUUACAUUUACGCCAUACAACGGCCAAAUCAACUUGCUAAAAGGGGUAAUCGGUGUCAAGAUACUUAGAGGCGCAGUAAGUUCUGUAUUAUGACUGGUUUUUUAAUAAAUCAUAUAAAAGGCAAAUUGGGGAAUGAGACAAAGCCAAAUAAUCUGUUGCCACCUAGUUCAUUCCAGGAAACGUUUAAGAUACUUUCAUAGUAAGAAAAUUUUCCUUUCUCUUGUGCUUGUAUUAAUCAGUAUUGAAGUGGCUUGGCAGAGUUUGCACUUAAAAGCAAUUAAGUACGCCUGGGGUUAUAUAAUUCGUAAAACGAUCCCAAAGACGAUUUCAUAAGUUACAUUUGGAAAUUAGCAGUGCAUUCUUCUGAUAGCUAAAAUUUAAGAUACAUGCUUAAAUGUUUGUGUUUUAUUCCGAAAAAUGUUAUUUAUUUUAUACUUGCAAUCAUACAUGCAACUACAGGUGUCAGCGAGUUUCUUACAAAUAAACCAUGUAAUAUUGGGCGACAAGAAUAUGCUACUGGUUGCCCAGAUGCAUUCCUAAAUCACAACUACUUUCUUGGAUGGCUACCCGGUCUUCAAACUGGAGGUUUUGUGUGGGUGCCCCUUUGUAAAGAAAGAACUCUAUACUCGGUAAUUCCUGUUACGCUUUUAAUCGGAAGAUAACAGCGGAUAUUUUAUUACCCAAGAACUAAACUUAGAUAUGUUCAUUCUGUCGCACUUUCUUGUAUGAUGUUGCCUCAGAUGACUCAGGAUGUUCUCACUGACUAAUUAGCAUGUCACAUUUUAUAAGCUUUUCCACGCUCAAAUCCAACUAUUGAUAGGUUUUUGGAGAGAACAUUUACUCAUAAGGCUUAUCGAUCAACCAGGAUUUUCAUUUACUAAUCGUUGACUCUGUAAUAUUUUGGCUGAAACCGAGACAUUAAAAAUAGCAAGCAUAAAUUCUGAACCUACCGUGUGGUCAAUGUUAUAGGCCUUUUGUAUGCAAACAGUUAAUUUGAUUUCACUCUUGCUUAGGGAGCACUUUCAGCAGAUCACUUGCGUCGCCCUAAAGGCCGUCUUAAUUCUUUGCAGAAAUAUCCCUGUUGUCAGUCAAAAUCGAUGGUGCGCUCGUUUACCUGGAGCCGGCAUAUUUUUUCGGCCCUCCUGAUCUUAAGUCAGUUAAUUGCUGGUAUUCAUUCCUGCAAAUAUGUCACAUCGAUCACUGUGCAGGAAGCCAACUCUCUGGAGCUGCAACAUUCCAAGCAAUCUGGGUACGCUGCACUCCCGCUUCCCAGUCUUCCGCAAAAAAUUUCACUCAACCUGUCUAAACUCUUCCAGGAGGAGCUUAACAUCGCAGAAUCAGAAAUAUCCUCGACAGCUAUUUAUUUCACCGAUGCCAUAGAGAGCAGACCAUUUGUUAUCAAGUCUGUCAUCAGUGAUGGCAGCAUCUGGUAUCAACUGACAACAGAUCAACCUAUUGACCGAGAAGAGGUCUGCAAUGAACUCAUGUUCCCUCAUCGGGUUGCUAUCGCGCAAAAGUGCUGUCCUUCAGUGGCUGAAAAAGCCGUCUCUCUCACUGGCAGUGGUUUGGAUUAUAGCUGUUGCCUAUUCGUCGACAUCACUGUAGGAACGUACGGCACUUUUGCUAUUCGUGUCCAGCUGAUCGAUGUGAACGACAAUGUGCCCCGCUUCGCUUCACCUACGGACUCCAUAGUCAGCAGACUGAAUAAGGAGAAUCUGGUAGUUUUACAUCUGCCAGAGAAUACACCACAAGGUACAGUGAUCCCACUCCCUCAGGCGACGGACCUGGAUGAAGGCAAGAAUGCGGCGCUGAUUUACCAGAUCGACAAAUUCUCACCUAACGCACUGUGGCAGCAGCACUUUAGGAUGCUCUCUGGGACGGACGGCGGGUGCAUUAGUGCGGACUUCAAUACUGUGCAGCAUGAUGCGCCUAUACCGUCACUGUGCCUACUGAAAUCUAUAGAUAGGGAGGUGGUUUCUGGAUUCCACUUCGAGCUCAUCGCGCGUGAUCAGGGAGUACCCAUCUUCCUGUCCACCACAAUUUCACUGUCUAUCGUUGUAAGUAACGACAUUAUCCGUAAUUAAGACAUUCAAUUAGAUUUUAACUGCCGCCUUUUAAGUGUUGUAGUGUGUUAAAUUUAGAUCGAACAUUUAUACAAUCUAGUGAAUAAUUUUCAACAAGACCAGAGAGCAUUGAGUUUUACCUCUUUAAUUCAUUCGUCCAUAUAUUUAAGACAUUUAUAUAUAGAAAUAAUGCGUUUUAAUUAUCUAAAUAGGUGUGUGGGGCAGUAUAUUCGUACAUUAUAAAUAUACCCGUUUUGACAGUAAAGUUUUGCCUUCCUAAUCACAAACAGCAGACUUUGGCGUAAUUGUCGGACGGUUAUGCCAUUCUUAAGUUACUUUAUCUUAUCAUCAAAAACGUGUUAUUUGUAUUAGGGAAACUUUUGUGGUGAGCCUGCUUCUGCACUGCAACAGCAGUCAAAACUACAUUUAAGUCGUAAUAGAUUACAACUUUCAUGCCGAAUAUUUUUCGAGCAGUUUUGUACAUAACUUAGUCAGUACAGCACCCUGAAGGUUCGUUUAGCUCUUAACGGGAUAACCUUUAUCGCAUUACAUCUUAUAGAUCAGAGGGAGCUGGUUAUCGCAUACGUUUGCAAUGAAAAGUAGGUAUAAAUUUUGCACUUCUUUGUUCAGUGCUACUCUCUAAAUCGCUGUGUUUUCUAUCGGCCACGGACGAUGCUACGAUAGGAAAAUUCUUUAUUUGAAAUGUGCCGCAUCAACGUAAGCCGGUGAUUCUCACUGACUUUAUGUUGAAUGCGAAAAAAUGUCAGCUACAAAGGUAAAUCUGCGUUUCCUGCCGUCCAAGAAGACAAUGCAACUAUUGUGGACUCUUCAAUGCCCGGCUACCUACCGGAAACAUAAGAAUAAUUUGCUGGCCGUCGUCGUAGGUUAGUUAAUCAUCAGGUUCAAAUGCACUGUUCUUCGUCGCGAAGCUCAGUGACGUUCAUAGCGAAACACAGAGUAAGCUUCACAUAUUGUAAUGCACGGCUGGGGAGAUAAACGACGGCUGAGCUUUGUCCAAAUGUUUAGAAUGUGCUGCGUUGGUCGUAUGAGCCUUGCCAUCAUCGCAACAUCCGUACGGGGUCUCACUUCAUGUACUACUAGACUGCCGAAACCUUCUGCAUAUACGUUUUAUGCGUACGCAUGUUAAGUACCAAUGUUCGAAGUACUGUUUUAGUACUACAAGUUGUCUUGCGGAGCAACAAACCUCCGCGCUUGUAAAAAUCACAGAAUGUACUUUUCAAAAUUUAUCUGCAGCGGAGGGGAAAUACUAUUAAUGACAGUUGUGAUGCCCAUAGCACAACUCCCGGCUUUAUAUGCCUGGCAAUAACCACUCCUGUUAUAUUGAAAGAUCAAGGUUAUUGUGUGUCGUUCAGUCGCCCCCUUGUUCCAACACUUAUUAAUUCUGUUCUCUGCCUAUAAGAAAUAAAUACCACGUACCUUAGAUACAGUAUGCGUGGUGCUUCAGAAGACAUGCAACGACAUUUUCCAUUAUACCUUCAAAUGGAAAACACACUAGCUGAGAUUGUAUAAGUCGAAAAUCAAAUUACGUCCGACGCCUUCGUAAGCUUUUGGCCAAGGAACUCCUCAGUCUAACUGACAAAUCCCAAGUGGACAAGAAGGUUAAUUAAACAUCAUCAUUUUUGUAUGUUUUUCAGUAAUGUCAUCGUAUCUUCUUCGGGAGAAUCACAGUAUUCCGGUACUUGUACUUAGCUGUUGCCAUUAUUUUUUACCUGAAAUAGAGCUCUGUUUGGUCUUCAAACAGGUGUGCCUGUAACUUUUGUUAGUCGACCUGCUUAAUUAUUCAUGUAGUCUGUUAUAAGUGGGUUAAUUAAAAUAGUCUGCUAGGCCUCACAGAAAGGAUCCUUAUCUACUGCAAAAUUUGAUGAAUACCAGAAGAUGCCUUCAGAAACCAGAGCGGUUAACUUUAGUCUGGACCGCUCUGUGAGCGACGAAGUAUCUAUGGGCUCCUGUCUUUCUCUCAUGUGCCUGCCGCCGUAAAAUCCACUUCCAAAUGAAUAGCCCGUGUCCUAGUAGGAAAUGCAGCACCACAUAUAUCGACAUCUGGUCGUUAUACCAUCCCAGCUCAUACGCUACGGCGCUGAUUGAUGGCUGUGAAGAACACUUAAUUGAGCUCCUGCGCAAACCGAUACGCCUCAUUUUUGACUUAGGACAAUUGUCCGACCACGUAAGUAGAGUGGUAAGUUAAAUAAGCAGAGUCAAUUCGAUGAAAGAUAUAGGUUCUUCCGUUUUUCAACUAUUGAAGCAAAAAAGCGCCGACUUAGGAAGCCAGUGAACGUAAUCGCAAUCCACAACAGUAAUGAAAUGCUAGUUGUUUUUUGAAUGUCGACGUAUACUGUUUCUGAACUUCGACCAGAAUCCAUGUUUCACUACCUGAUGAUUAUUAUUGUCGAUUGACCGAUUCGGCGCAAAUAAGCACCUAAGCGCAAGAGCAGGUUACCUAGCCUAAGUCGCCUAUAUUGACUCCUGUCAUCAACCAUUCGGAGGUAUUAUUUUGUUUAAACGCCCUAGGUGCUUUCGCGCCUUGGGAGAUACCGUUCGUUUUCUUGCUUUUAGCUUUGCCUAUUCGCAGAAAAGUUCGUGCGCAGCGCCUUCUGUUAUAGGUCAUUUUGCCCUUUACCAUUCUGCAGGAUAUGAUAGUUGAACUUUAGCAGUCUGAAUUGAACAGUUUUCCGUACGUGUAUGCGACCAUAACUUUUCCUUGAAGUUUGACUCUGCUUGUUUGUGAAGUAGUCCGGCCCGGAUACUCUGCAAAGUGUCUCAUUAUGUGUAUUGCAAGUUUUCGGAGAUGCAAUUCCUACCGCUACAAUGAGUGCAAAGUUUUUGGAAAUUACUGGUCAGUGCCAGGAACUUUGAAAGACAAAGGGGCCAAGUUGGGUUAUUUUUCGCACAAGUCACCCUUCGGACAAUAAUACUGUACUCGCAAGAAAAAUAGCCAAAUUCGUUUUGAGCUUACUAACUUAAACUGAGAUUCUCUCCGGCGAAUUCCUGUAAUCCAGUCAAAAUGACUGACAGGCAGAAGUUUGAUGAGGAGCACUCGAAUUCAGCCUGAAAAGAACUUCUGCCAAGGCGCCAGGCACAGGAAACUUCAUUGUAGUAAAAUUCCUUUGAAUUGGCCAUUUACGUUAACGCUUUUUACCAGCUUAUUUCCCCUCGACUUGACUUUUUUUACUUUGCAAUUCAUUCGGGCCUGCGUACGGCCAUUUGAUGGUAGCUUUUUUCGUCUUCCAAAAUCGUUUUUGGAUUAUCAGCCGAUCUCUCUACCUAUGAAAAAAGACCUAUGAUUUAAAAUGAACACAGGUUUCCUGAUACUGCCUCGAAUGAUUUGCAAGCACGAGACUUCCGUUUAGAUUGAUCUUUUUUGAGACUAAAUAAAUAUUUAUUUGAAAAAAAGCAUUAUUUGCUGCAGGUUUUGCUGGUUUACAACAAAAGACAGGAAAUGUUUCCACAUUCAGAAAAGAGUUAUUAAGACAAUAAUCACGUUAUGUGGCCCUUGCCUUCAUGGCUCCAAACCAACGAGUGACGUCCUAGGAGCGUUCAAACUAAGUACGCAUAAUCCUUGAAAAAUUUGCCUACAGUUUUAUAGUGAAGCCGCUUAUCUUGCUCAAGAGAUAUCGCGUUAUUUACGCUUACUCAUAAGAUUUGUUAUAGACUGCAUGAAACCUCGCAUCUCAGGUGACAUUAAUAUCAAAAUAAAGAUCUUAAAUGAAAAUGAAAAGGUACAAGUUGCUAUUGCAUAUAUUUUAUGUAUUCUCUUCACACUUAGGGCCUCCUCGUAUUGGAACACUUUUCUAGCUGAUAUUUUAAGGCGUAGGCAAUAUCUCUUGUCUGGAAAAUGCCCACACAUCUAUACUGCUUGCCAAGCAGCAGUAGCCAGGGGACCAAAGUCCUUUUUCCGCCAAUAAAAGGAAAAGGGUCUAAUUCGGAUUGCCUCCCUUCUCUUACAUAACCUUCAUCCUGGAAAAAUACACAGAAUUAUGGAUUAGAGUUGCGACUGUGCAAUACAGAGGGCACUAGGACAACCGUUUUAGACUAAUUGUUCUCGUAAAUAAAAAGUAAUACAGGACAAACACGUAUGAUUUGUCACUAAACCAGUAUGCUUAAUCCUGCACAGGGUACAAGGGCAGCAGAGCAGGUACGUACGAAUGUCUCCGGGAGUCGUAAAAUUGCCCACCAAACAGUAGCCUGCAUUGAAGUCUUGCAGCAUAAAAUAUAUGCGUUUCUAUGUAGACGGCAACGUCAACUUGAAGUGCAUAAAUAAAGGAAGGACAUCAAGCUCAUGGGAGAUUUAUGCAUUAAACUGAUAUUAAUUCUAUCAAUAGCAUCAUUCGGUAGUAUAGACAGGCAAGUUGUACGACUAUUUUGAGGACAUACGCCUAAAGUUGAAGACAUGCACAUCGAACAGUUAAAACAAAGCAAAAUCAUACACGAUAAGGCCUUCGCCGGCAAACCCAACGAAGGCUCGUUUAUGUUUCUUAGACGGAUCAUAAAUAAGAGGAUGUUAAACGUUUAGCGAAGAAUUCCUAAAAGCCACUGUAUAAACGGUAUUGUCAUGGUUGGCCGUGAGGCAUCAAAAAUCUAUGAAAAACAUCUGGCUUGUUAGUUUCUAACCGACUUAUGGUUGGCCGAAUCUGAUAGAAAACGGUUGAAAUAUGCUUAUAACUUUUUCGUGUAACUUGCAAUGACGCCAAGAAAUGUUCACGCAUUUCCUUCAGAUGGAGACAAAUGUAUUGCCCUGCACAUGUAUGUGUGUGGGACUCACAGUUAUGCGAAAUCCUAGCCGCCAUUAUUGCAGUCCGGCACAUCUUGGGUAUGAAGCACGCGUAGACUGAUUGUUUAACUUUAUUACAUUGCCGACAGUAUUGACUUUGUCUUGCCUUCGCUGUAAGGUGUUAGGAGAGUGUAUGGUAGAGGCAGUGCAACUCACUACUGCGUCUACUCUAUGGGGUACGCGGUGGAUGUCGUUGCUUGCAACGGUCAAACUAUGUGUGGGCGUGUGAGCGGAAAGCGCGAACUCAGGGAUUGUAUUUAUAUUGUUCUGAUGUUUCAGAAGUAGACCAGUUUUCGUAAUCCAGAUGCGUGUUUUCUCGAACCUCUCAGUAUUCUUAUGUUCAGUCGAUACUCUAACGUGACGGUAGCAGCUGAAGAUAGUCUGUGAUCGCAGUUAAUUGGAAAGGGUGCAGGAGGGUUAUGAAUGCUCAAAUGUCAUGUUGAGAUUCAUCGUCUUUGUCCACAAUGGUCCUAGAUGUUGCUUCCUUGUCACUAAUCUCGUCUUAAAAACUUGAAUGCCCUUACCCUUGUCGCCUGGGUGAUAUUUCCUUCAGCAUUGCCAACAAUUGCGCCUUCGUCCGAUCCGGGUGGCUCUGCGUACACGUGUAUGUCCAGUUUGGGUUUCCCACGAUCGCUUCAAGGGCCAAGAGGGUUGUUUCAGCUUUUUCGCUAAUUUAUCUGCGUCUGAUUAACUUCGUUUUACGCAAGGGGGGUUGUAGAAUUAUUAGUGAAUGCUGUUCCCGUAUGUUACGCCUCAAAAUUUCUCUAGCUAUGUAAGCGUUUGGGAAAGCGAAGAUUGCAUAGUCUGCAUAUCUCCUCAACACCGGAGACAGGAGGUUCAUUUCCCUCCUGGCUCCCAUGUGUUCUCUCACGGCGGUCUGCAGAUCUCUUCAAUCUUUAAUUUCGCAGAGCUUACAACGAGCGCGGUAGGUUAGUGUUGCCAUUUCCUCUCGUGGCGGGGGACCUCAGGUCUCCUGAUUGGAAGUCGGAUGCGUGUCCGCAGGCAGUUAGGGAUACCAAUACCCGGCUGCCUGGGUAAACGAGGCAUCAUAAAAACCUUAGACUAUCUUAGAUGUCCCAUGCGAAGACAAACUGGCAGAACAUUACAAAAUAUAGUACAACUUAAAAAACCUGUGCGGAAGUCGUUCUGAGUUAUAGCGACAACCUAUAUUUCAAAAAUGUGCUGCCAACGGCUUACUUAACCAGAUAAAAACGCACUGUUCUGACAAUAAAUGCUUUCAAAUCAAACUUGAACAACUUUUCAAAUUAUAAUCUCAAGAUGAGUGUUUUAAAUAAUUUUUACGUCGAUGUGCGAGAAAUCAGGAGACAAAAAACAGAAACCACGUAGUUCCGACCAGACACGAAGGUCAAGUGCCUUGCGAAUUCCUUCUUAUGUAUGCUUUUGUCUUAACUCGCUAAAAAGCACCUUAAAAAGAGUUAGCAUCAGAUGUUUCAAAGAUAAGGGAAUAGGUCAUACUCGCCGCCCUGAUCACAGCGUCAACCAUAUGAAUAACCAAAGGUCCGACAAAAUUGUGCUUGUUAAUAGCAGAGUUGUCUACUGUGGUCAGACAGGUAAGGUUGCCUUUACAUUUAUUCUUAAACACCAGUUAUCAAUGAAGGGGGGACUCACCUAUCUCAUGUGGACAGACAUAGUCCGGAUACCGGGUAAAGUUUAGCUUGAAACAACACAUUUACUCUUUUCAACUGUUGCUUAAUGAAAAACCGAGUUCCCCAAACCCGUAGAGUCUGGUAGGUCAUAUACUACUCAAUAGUUCGAUUUAGAGCCCACACUCAGAAAAACCUAUGAAAAUUCGAGAGAUUGACAGCACAUUGCGAAAGUUUUUUUGGAGCAGACGUUGAAAAGGCAUGAUAACAAGUUACACCUAGACAGUUAGCCACUUGCGCAUAUACGGUAGGGAGUCAGCAUUAUCAGGAAAUUUUAAUUAGUAUGCCCUGGUCACUCAAUGGCGUACAAAUUGCGAAUCGGCUUGACCUACAGAGUGACCGAUUUCAUGAAAUGUCGGCCGGAAUUUCUAAAUGUGUUUUCGAUUAGGGAGGAUUACUUAGGCGCGGUUGCAACACAAAAUAUCUUGUGGCAUAAUUUGAUAAUAUUGCGGCCUCGGGAGGAUGUUAACUUUUGAAUACGUUGGGUUUCAAAUUCCUGUAGAAACAGCACUCGGUAACGGAUGACUACUUGAGCAGCAUGCAUUUUCCAACUGAUUUUCGAUGGACUUGCAAGUUCAAAUAUAUUUUUUAGAAACCCCAAACAAAUAUAUGUUUUCCGCGACCGGCUAAUGAAGAAUCACGUCAUAUUUCUAUUUUACACUCGAAGAAGGAGCAUAAUUAAGUUCUGAAAAGGCUUCUGCUUACGAGAUUUUUAAGACCGCGCAAUGUCCAUUCGUAUAGCAUCGUACCUGUCCAUUUACUACUGCUCUGAAUGAACUGUGCAACAUACCCGGCAUCCAUUGCAAAUUUUUGUGGACUCUAUAUGAUAUCUUCUUAAAGGCAUAGAAGAAUAUGCGAUUUCCUUUAGGCAGAGCAUUUGCGCCUUGUAGACUGAAAUCACUAAGCGCUAAUACAACGACUGAUCAGGCUCAAAAUUACUCGGCAAUUAGAAGACUUCUUCCAAACCUAAUUAUAUAUCUUCUUCAAGCAUGAAUAGAAAGACGACGUGAUUCUCCAUCAAAUGAUUGAGAGAAAGCAUAUAUUUGUGUGGGAUUUCUAUAAAAUAUAUUUGAACUUGCAAGUCCAUCGAAAAUCAAUGGGAAAAUGCAUGCUGCUCAAGUAGUCAUCCGUUACCGAGUGCUAUUUCUACAGGAAUUUGAAAAGCAGUUUAUUCAAAAGUUAACAUCCUGCCGAGGCCGAGAUAUUAUUGGACUGUGCCACCAGAUAAUCAGUAUUGCAACCGCGCUUAAGUAAUCCUCCCUAAUCGAAAAACGCAUUUCACAAUUUCAGCCAACAAUUCAGGGGAUCGGUCACUUAUUGUGUAUUUUCUUUUCGACCUUUAAAGGUACGUAAAGAUUACAGUAUCUGCUGCUGUAUCCCCCCGUUAUCGAACUAACCGAUGGACUAUAUCUGCUAGUGGACUUGGGUUCAAUUUUUCGGGUAUUUUGUCUGCAGGCAUUCGUUAGUGGCCACUUGACCUUUGUUUCCCCCUUCUUCUCUUUUGCGGGAUUCAGCUGCUUGGCAUAGGUCAGUCUGCUGGUUUAUGUUGUUGGUAUUGUUCGGAGUGGCUGCAACCGGUGAUAUCGCUUACAGUAUCUGAGGGUCGUGUACUUCAAAUAUUGGCUAAUAUACGGCCAAUUGCAAAAUUUCCAUUGCGGUAUUCGUGUAUGGGAAUGUGGCAGCCUUGAAUCCGUCUUGCUAUCUUAUCAUCGUAAGUUGAGCGAUAACGUUAUGCUUGGGAGCACUUUUGUAAGUCAAGUGCGUCUCAAGGACCGUCAACUGUCCUCUCUCCCCAACUGAAGUUGGGAUUGCGCACAAACUGGAGACAACUAUAAGGCGCCAGGUAAUGAGAUCGAAAAACCGCUGUCCUGGCAGCAAUGCCUGGAGUCAUCUAUCGGACCUGCUGCAUCGGUGUGCAAAGUAACUGCACUGGAGGAGCUAUCGAACCGUCCCAGACUCGAAUGGCCGAAUCAGCGGCAGCAAUGUAAAUAAACCACGGCAGUUCCCAGGUCACAGUUCAUUCGAUGGGACCCGGGCACACAUUCAGGUCCGACGAGGUCGAACUUCUCGCGAGAGAUGACAAUUUCGUGAAACCUGAGCUGCUUGAGUCACGGUCCACCGAUACCCAACCCAUUAAUAAGUCAAAAUAGUAAGAGGAAUUCGCCGGGAGAGUUGUAUUGGAGGUCUGACGUUCCACAUAAUGAUUUGCAUGCUCAUCUUCAGAGACUCGAAUGUCAUGCGCACAGCUCAUUGUAUGGCGUACUUUGCUGGAUGAGCUUUAUGUGGCUUCAUCUGACCUGCGUUUAACUGCGAUCUGCGUUGCUUCCCGCCUUCGAUGACCGGAGGGCUAAUGGGACACCCCGUUACUACGCGCCGUGACAUUCCGGUCAUGAAGAUUCGUAUAAUCAGACAGGCGGACGCAAAUUAAUGUAGGAAGCAAUCGGUGGAUAUUCCGGCUUCUUGAACCUACCCUGUUGUGUGAUCGUCACUUCGGCCUACGAUCGCAAGGUCAUCAGCGUUAGAGAUGCAUCCCAUCGACGUCGUAUAGGUUGCUACUUCCGCUUUGGAUCCAACCUUCGCAUUGCCAACUUACGUUCAUGCAAUCAUGUUCGCAGAUGUCGACCGGGUUCCGCAACGUAGUUGUAUAUCCCGCAGCUGCACUAAAGCCGGUAGACAAUGGCCAGCCUCACCAGGUCAGAAAUAGGGUCUUCCGGUCUCGUCACUUGCUGGAGGAUUGUUCAACCAGGCCUCUGAGCAAGUCCCAAUCCUAGGAGCACGAGGGUCCAGUCUCGGUUCCUUAGACCCCCUUAAUGCACGGAAUGAUCCACCAUGAUUUCAGCUGAUUGCAUUGCCUAUUCCACUUCCCUUGGUGAAUUCGGCUCCGUUCAAUGAAUGCUCGCUGCUAUCUGUCGGCUUUGAAGGGUUCUUCGAGGUGCUUCAACUCUUCCGUUUCGGAAGCUAGCGUGCUGCAGUGAUUACUCAUCCGUCAGUACAGCGUGAGUGGGCAGUUUCAUUUGCAGGCAGAAUGAUAUUACCGACAAUGACUAUGGAGACCUUGCCGGUGAUACCAUUCCGCCCAUGUCGUGCGCCGCUGUGCGACUGGUGUUUUGGCUCGAGAGAGCGCCCGUAAUACAUAGCGGGAAGAGUGAGCUCGUAAAAACGAUUGGUGAGCGCCCCUUUACCAAGUUUCAUUUGUGUUCCAGUUGGUGGCUGCUGUUGUAACUGAGCAUAAGCAGCUUGUGUGUCUUGUUACGACGUAAAUUGCUGACCGGAAUGAUCGUGUUCGUUUUUUCCUUGUACUAGCUAAUUUUAUCCAGUCGUUGAUGGCGGUGUCCUAAAAAUGAGUUUGUAUCGUCUGAACAGUUGCCUCUCGAGUCUAUACAAAACCGCAUCAGCAAUGAUCUCAUAUAUUAGCGAACUAAUAGGAGAGCCCUUAAUUUGUUCAAAUUUGAUCCCUUAAAUGUUAGGAACUUCCUGAGUUCUAUGAGAUCCGAUCUAUGGGCCGAGCAUCGUCCUCAUCAUUAUUUUGACGGAGCGGGUCACUGAGUACUUCGACCGUAAGGGUAUGUUGCAUGGACAGGAAGAAUGAGAUGGCAUAAAAAGACUCCAUCCUCUUAUUCCGUUCGAUUUUGACCACCCUUAUUUUGCCAGAAACUUUUCUGUUGAGAUCACUGUCGCUUGCGAGUCUACGCUUUCAAAUCUCAGAUGUUGCAAUAGCCAGUUUACAGGCCCCUAUAUGGGUGCGCCUCUGAGUGAGACUUGUUCGCAGGGGGACAUCUGGCUUGUGUACUCUUGUGAGAUCGUAGAAUCGCGCUCUGUCUGCUUCUGGAGACUCUGCUGUACGCCAGUAUUUGAUAACGGUGACCUUAUUCUUCCUUAGUCGAGCCCGAGUUCCGUUCACAAUCGCCCGUAGUGACUCGCUGACAAUAUAUACCACCAGACCGUUGACGAGGAUGAGGGUUUUCUUUCGGAAGUCUACUAUAUCGAGAGCAACGGUUGGCCGGCCCUUGUCAGCAGGCGGAGUAACUUUUUCGAUGUCGGUCUUUAAAUACCUUAAAGUCAUUUUCCCCCUCCUAACAGCGAGUGGUUUCUUCGGUACGACGUGACCAGGUGGGAGACCUGGUUCGAAGGAGGUCCUUUGUAUAGUCUGAGAAGCCGGUUUACCGUAACACCGAUUUGAAAGAGGAAAUAAAGUUAACCGGAUCAGCGCCAAUUGUACCAAAACCGUAUCCGCUUUAGAGAACAUUAUUUGGGGUUCUGUAUGAAGUCCUAACGAGAACGCGGACGAACACUUAGCCCAAGCCGGUGCGGUUAACAAGAGGAUCAAGUAGUAAUCACGCCACCUCUCAAAAGGCGUGAUGAGAAUUCCAGCCGAUAAUGACUCAAACGCCGGGCAGCAGGCCACUAUCGCAUCGAGGACAAUCAUCUUUGUUUCUUUCGGUAGGUUUGUGGUAGCAUAGCGACAACGUCUUAUAAACACUGCAGCACUAAAGUAACCUAUUUGAUGCUGUCUCUGAUGAUCGGUUCGGCAUGAAUCUGAAACAUCAAACGAAUAGACCUCUUUUUCAAACUAUAGUCUCUGCAACUUUUUCCAGGUUUUUUAUUUUAAAUUUAGGUUUCAAAUCCACUCAUAAUGUUGACAGCCUUUAAAGAAUUCUAAAUUGAAUUCAAUCAUACUGGAGGCCAUAGAAUGCAUAUAGUCUUCUAUUUAAUUAUCGACACACGAAACCAAUUGCGAACGUUUGCUUAGAUUUCUACAAUAGGAUCAUAUAUCAUCGGUACUGCACGAUACACACUGAUCUACAAUUUUAGCUGUACACUCAGUUUAAAGUGUCAAAAUACCUGGGCAAACGUAACUUCAUUCGGUGAGUGCACAUAGCAGCUCGCUUUCCAAAACGGUCAAGGGCCAUUUGUCAUAUGUGCUCAUUGAAAGGAACUAGGAUUUUCAUGCGGUAUUAGCAUGCCGCACUAAUUCAAUUCAGAGCAAAUGUUCCGGGAGCUGCCGAAGAUUAACUAAAACUUUCAGGCAUAGCGUAGUUUGCCAUCGCAUCAUGUCAGCAUAGUUUAAAAAAUCUUCACCGGAGUGGAGUUGCGUUUCAAAUGUUCACUCUAAACGACUACCUGAAAAUCACUUCAUCUUCCUAAAUGAAAAGUCGACUUUUAACGUCGUGAAGUGCGGCCUAUCUUAAAUAAACUGCUUGGUACGGCAGUUUUCUCCAAAACACGAAAACUAAGAAGCCUCUGAAUGUCUGCUUAUGAACUAUCGGGUACUAUUUGCGUACAGGCUCAUGAAGACAUAAUUUUCCCUGCGCUUCGAGACGAAAAGCAGGAUAAAACUACCUCAAAAUAUUAAAGGACGAGCGUAAAUUUAUAUAUCAUGCUAUAGGACGCCUUCGAGCUUAUAACGCAAUGAUAUAGGUUGUAAAAUAUAUCAAAUUGUCUUCCAAGGCACUAUGUUGUGCUACAAAGAAGAUUCGGCUACUUCAUUACACAAUUUGCAGUCCAAUUUUCCGACUUGUAAUUGAUUGACCUGAAAUAUUUUCGAAAUUAUUGCAAAAUUAAGUUAGGUCCGAUUUGCGAAUCAGUUUUUGUAAAUGCGCAACCAUAUAUUUCAACCGUUUAUGCUCCGGCUGGUUGAUUAUGCACAGAAAGAUAGCCGUUUAUGUAAUGUGUGUUCGUAAUCACUUUACAAAGGAUUUACAAUUCCACAAACGUGCAGUAGGCAAAUUCACUUGAAUGGCACCCGUAGUGGCAGACAGUAGAAGACAAAACGCUUUGGAACAGACAAUCCCCUUCAAUAAAACACUGUUACUCAUGGAAAGUUUAUUGGAGAACGCGUAUAUUCUAAUACUUACCGCCAAUAAGUUAUGAAUUCCUGUUUCGGCCCAACAUACCUACAAUGGCUUUUAAAUUAAAGAAGGAAACGAUAUUUAACAUUGUAAAAGACUACGGACGUUUUCGCUUUUUAAUAUAAACAUUGCUAGAGCUGUUCCUUGUAAAAUUUCAAUAACACUACUAAUUACUCCGGGUCUUUUACCUGUUGACAAGUUCUUAAUGGGAUAAUUAAUCUCUUGCAAACCGAUUAAAUGAGGUAUUGUUUGAAACCAGUUCAGUCAAGCAUUUACCUUGAUUUUCCCAAAAGAACAACUAAUAGAUCGAUUUACCGAAUUCGCAUGCCUCUCAGUUGCCUAAGAAAGCUGUGAUUGAUCAUAGACUUUUGGAAUAUGCCCAUAUCUGAAAUAUGUCAAAUUUGAAUAUCUGUUCUCCAUAGACUUUCGACAAUAACUUCGUUUUAGUUCUUUCUGGACGUGCAAAACGAUUUACACCAUAAUAACAAAUAUCUACUCAGAUAUUUGGUCAUAUGCGAUCAAGCAGCAUUAAUAUCCGGACAUGUUUCAAAAUUAAAUUCUUGUUCCCAGAGCGUUAAAGAGAAUUUCCCAAUUUUUUUACAAUAAUUGCGGUGAUCGGAAAGCAGUGACUUUCAAAUGUCCAGCGGGAAAAAUCAGCCGUGAGCACUUGCUUGUUAUCUUUUUUAGGUCCAGGAUGAAAACGACAAUGCGCCCACUUUCAACACAGAAACAAUACACGUUCUGAUAAAGGAAAAUCAGAUCGGAAAGAGUUUUGCCAGGCUUCGGGUCAAUGACACCGACGCGGGAGAAAACGCGCGCAUAACUUACUACCUCAGACCCAGUAACAACUUAAAGACCAAUCAGCUGCUUGGUUCAGAUUUUUUACGAAUUCAUAUACUCGCAUCUCCAGUUCCUGAUGGGGUCGUUCUUCGGUUGAUACAACCCUUAGACUAUGAACAGAUUGACGCCUUUGAUUUCCUCGUAGUUGCACAAGACCAUGGCACCCCCCGCUUAGCGUCAACGGCGACCGUCUCUGUAGAAAUCGAAAACGUUAAUGAUCAACCACCAGUUAUACGUUUUUUCGACAGAGGAAACAUGUUGAAUUCUGAAUACGCCAGUCUCGAGCGCAAUGAAGACGUUGCUGACCAUGCCCCGAAUGUCAUCUGCCACGUCCACGUCUAUGACAUGGAUUCUAGUCUUGACGAGGUCUUCUGUGACAUCGAUUCUCCCCAGCGUCACUUCGACCUACGCGAAGUCAGCACUGAGAACACCGCCCAACGCAGAAAGAUAUUUGAACUCCUGAGCACAGUUUCGCUCGACAGAGAGGAAUCGCCCAGUUAUCUUGUUCGGGUCCGUUGCGCCGAUGGCCGUACCUCAGAUCGCCUAAUUGGUCAAAGUCAAAUUCGGAUAAUUCUGAGAGACGUCAAUGACAAUGGGCCCGUCUUCCAAAGAAAUCAGUACUUCGGAAGUGUGCCCGAGAAUGAAGUGAACACCAUAGUUGACUUCCGCGAAUCCUUUUCGAAGUUCGGCGCUGACACCAAAUCCAUCCGACCUGGUGCUCCGCUUCAUAUUCAUGCAACGGAUUCAGAUGCCGGUCAGAAUGCGAUGAUAAUUUACUCACUUGCUAACACGCUUGAAAACGACAGCAAUAAAGAUUCAAGCUCUGAGCUAUCUGAGAAACCUACGAGGGAUGCUGAUUUCUUUUACAUUGAUCGUCUAACCGGACAACUAAAAACACGUGUCGCUUUGGACUAUGAAAAGAGGUCUGUUUACUCUUUCCUUGUCAUCGCUACUGACCAACCCUUGGAUCCGACACAAGCACUGUCCUCCACGGCAAAGGUUACGGUUUGUGUAAGUUUAUAAAAACUUAGCUGUUAUAACCCAUUUGACAAAAUAUAUAUAUUUCAAACUGCAAGCAAUUAAAGCGGUUUUUCUGUCACCAAUGUCUAAACGUAACUUGCGCCCAACACAAUGCCUCAUGGAAAGUCUAUUUGAAGUGGAAGGCUAUUUUUGCAGGUUUCGGAUUGUCAUUAUUAAAACAACAUCGCCAUAUUCCAAAAAAUGCAGCAGGGCACGAGAAAACGGACCCCAUAUUACAAGUGGCUUUGCAUUGGCUUCGAGAGAGCCCGGGGUUAACGGAAAAUGAGUAUACGAAUUAGCGACAAGGCCUGGAUUAUAAUUAGGAGGUUAUGAGGGCUUUUGAGUUAAAUAAGGUCACUAAAAUCAAGACCUAGAAGUAAGCCCAAGGUCACCAAUAGCACUUGCGUGGUCCUUAUAAUGUGCCUACCCAAAAAUUCGCCCAAAAUAACUGCUUGCGCAUAGGCAUCACCAGUUCAUUUUAUUUCUAAUGGUGCUUGUAGGUCAGUUAAUUCGUUGGGGAAAUCCAAUAAAUAGAAGUAAGCCACUUACAAAUUCUUUAUAUAACUUCUACUUAUACCGUGGCCGGAUGCAAAUAUUAGGUAAUGGACAGCCCAGGAAGGUGUGAUUGAAGUUUGCCCAAAGUAAUUAUGCCUGAUGUGAGUUCUAGUGUUUGAGAAAUUUCAGUGCGUAGUUGAAAAAUAUUGACCGAAAGAGUCAUUUAGAAACAAAAGCAGGUUGAUUUUUCUUCUGCGACAUUCGAUAAUACAGUGAAUACGGAAACCUGGAUUGUUUUACUAAAAGUCCCAUUUAAUGUGUUCUUGUCGUUGGUUCUUCCGCUCAGGUGCAUUCAUUUGUCUUCUACUUCUGCUAGGCGAGCCUUUUCAUCUUUAUUCCCGUGGUUCCUUCCGCGUGUGCUGAAAUGGUUCUUUUGACGAAAACAGGCACGAUUGCAUUGCUGUUUUUUCCAUUUUAGAGCCGUAUGGCUCAGAAAAACGCCCAAAGUAACGAAUUUAAUGAAUAGCUUUCUAGCUGAAUUUUUCACUGUUUUUCCCCAUAGAAAUGUCAUCGGCAACUACGUUUUCAAACCUUGCUAACGCUGACGAGAUAACGUGACGAUGUCUUAAAGCAUCACGACAGUCUUCAAAUCAGUUAGAAAUGGAAUUAUUAAUGCACUUCUCUGAUGUUAGAUGAGCAAAGUAUAUCACCUCAUAGGACAAAUAUAAACUUCUAAGGCAAGUGCAGCGAUGGUGGGUCCCCAAAUUAUUUAAUGUGAACCAGUCACUGAGGCACAACUAAAUAAUAUGCUAUUGAUAGUUGCGCAAAAAAGGACUUAUUAAUCCCAUGCUGGAAUUUCAGUACAACAGCAAUGAUGACAAAUGCCUCUAUAGUAUGUUUAUUUAUUUUUUUAAGAAUGUAGGCAUAUGAAUCGUUCAAAUGAAGCGAGAAAAUUAAAUGAAAACGGGCAAACGCUGAAUGUUAUUCGAUACAAUCUGGAACGUGCUGCAUUUUGAUUUAAUUUUCUUUGGUUAGCAUUUUCUGCAGUUUAAAUGGUCUAUGGCUGGCUAUCGACGAUCAAAAAUAUAGCGUUCACGGUUUCGAUCCUGGAAAUGCAGUAUGUCACUGAAUGUACGUGCGUUUUGUGCUUCCGUGCCCAUGUCUUCUCAUCAUUCCACACCUUUGUUAAAAUCGCAGUAUCCCUGAGUAACUUUUCUUAAGUCUCAUCACUCCAGACUAGUAGUGUAGCUCAUAGUCGCUGGCUCCCUUAUAUAUUCCUGAUGAGUUCUGAUAUUUGGAGGAGGUGAUCGUUCAUUUGGCGGACAUUUGGUUCCUCAGUAAUAAAAGGACCGCACUUAUCAAUUUGCAAAACAGACAUACAUGCGUGUCAAGAUUCGAACAAGUCCACCUGUCGCCUAAGACUCAAGUAAGUGGAUUUGGCAAGAUAUUUUUAAAGUUCGUCGACUUAGACGGCUAAGUAUAAUUCUAGUUAAUCAAAUUUGACAUCUGACUCUGAUUGCCCUUUGGAAAGCAAUUGAGUGCUUGUAUUGUAUGAAAUAGCAUUAUUGUAAGGAGAAUCAUACUAGAAUAUCAUAGAGACUGGAACUUGUCAAAUCAGGAAGAGACGUUCAUAAGAAAAGGGCUACAUUAUGUCUGACACUUUGGGUAGACGUUCCUGAUACCUACGUUAAUAGGUGUGAGAUCCAUGUCCACUAGUCUUAUGUGGCGCAGUUUCCCUAUCUGGUUAUUCGAAACUCCAACACAAGGGACAGGAAAGACGGGAACCAAUCAGGGUCACCAAGUAUCGUCGCGGUCAACGAGGGUGGGGAACGACAGGGGUGUCGGUGACACGGGGGUCCGAUUUACUUUACAGCCGGCAUUGAUGUCCUAUGCACCAGGCAAAGUGCUUCAUCUAAUGAUGAGUAUGCACAGGGAUUUCAAGUCUCUGAACACGGAUAAAGCCAAAAAUUAAUCGUUCCUGCUGAAUGCCUCAUUCGUUUAUGGCAUGCUGUCUGAGAGUCGCAUUUUGCCCUGAUCAUGGGCUGAAAUGAUGUAGGCCUCAGCUCGUAGGCUAAGAAUCCCAGUAGUGCAUAAAUAUGUUUGGUCAACUCUUAGUGAAAACAAACUGAAAACAAAACCACUGUGACACUCGCCUCAGCCAUUAUAACUGUCUCCUUUCAAAUGUCACUUAUUUCUCUCGUCAGAUCUGAUUGUUCUUGUGGCUUUUCCUGCCUUCAUGGCUUACAUUAUUUUACUCAAAGUGACAAAUGCCUGAAAAUCAAUCUACAAAUACGUGAUCCAGACAACAUGUAUUUAUUGGAAGAGGGUGAUUGUAUAUUUCUGUGUGAAUUUCCUAGGUUCGCGAUCUGGACGACAAUGCGCCAGUAAUGGUUAAGACUGAAUACAAAUUUGAAGUAAUGGAAGGUAUGCCAAGUCAGACGGUAAUUGGUCGGGUAGAGGCAACAGACGCUGACAACUUGCCGGAGAACCGCGUGAUAUUCUAUGACAUUCAUCCUUCGUCUGCGGAUAACGCUGCCCGGUUCUUCACUGUGGACAGGUAAGUAGUGCGUCUGCUCUAGGAGCACGGCCCAUGACAGAUGUUUGUUUAUUGCCAAGCAUUUUUACCAUUUGGAGCCUAAAAACCAAACUAGGCGGGUUACAGUCCAUCUACUUCGGAAUGUCUCGAUUCGGUUUUACUUAUGCGCUAAAAGCCGCAGCCCGAGAGGCUACAGUGUGUGUCUGUAUUUAGUGGCCGACUGGUGGUCCGAGAGUCAAGCUGCAAUGCCUCCUUCUCAAUAUAGCCUUUAUGACACUCCCAAUCCGCGGCAUGCGAGCCUGACUUGAUGGCACACGCUUAGGGUUAGCUCCAACCGCACCAUCUACCAACGCACUCUCCCACCUCUGGUCUUCUUGACUCUGUCUUGACACCGAGCUCAGGUGGAGAAGGGAGUGAAGUAGAUGCGUCGCAAGUCUAUAUUCACUAUAAAAUAAAUCAUGCGCAAGUCACCGUUUCUGCUUGAUUUCCCUGUGAAACACGCAACGACGGUCGAACUGUCAUAUAUUAAUGGGAAUUUUUUGACUGAGUCCGAGAAUACUUCUGUCCCACAAUCUACUCCAAGUUAAUACACUAAUUUCCAAGGAGAUCGGAAAUCACCACAGUGAAGAAAGGUACAGCAGAAAGCAAAUGGAAGAAGCUGAAUGACCUACUUGUGAGGCGAAGGCCUCAUAAACGUGUCGCAUUAUCGGCAAGAACGUGUAUGGACUUUUAGCCAACCGAGUUAGGAGUGCGGUAAAUCAGUCGCUGUUUGGAUGGUCCUUCAUCCAUAACCACGAUUCAUCUGGUUGCAAGGAGAUUUGUGGGUCCCUUAAAUAGUGCGGAGGUCCAUGUUUUAUGUUUUUGGGGGUUCGAUUCUGCUGAUAACAUAACGAUUGCUAAAGGAUUGAAAAUAAGGAGUAUACUUAUGCCUCAAUUUACAUUUAUCUUAAAGUCGCGAGUCGUAUAAUGACUGACGCAGAUACCAAUAGGAGCUACCAGCGGGAAGAAGCUUAUGAAUUGAGAUCGAUCUAAUCUACCAAACAUAUAGCAAUUACUUCCAAAUGUGACGUAUUCCCUUGAAUUUUCGAGCCAAAUAAUAAAUCACUUGUGUGUGGCCAACUGCAUUUGUCGGCUGGCAGUGCUCUAUUCACCAUUUUAUCCUUGCGGUGGUAAGUUAGAUUUGCAACACGACAUUUUUCGCACACCCCGUUAGAUAAUUAUCCCGUUAUCGCAUCCCCAUGAACUUGUGUCGUGAAACUUUAAUCCAUCGCCUUCCCUCCUAGAAGAACUCCCCUCGGGUAUCAAAAUCACACUCGAGGAUUCUGAGCAGGCUGGAAUGUCGUUUGCUACCACAUAAGAAACUAUUGUCAUUUGUAGUAUUUGUCACAGGAAGGCAAUACAAUAAGAACGCAUCCAUACCUCUUAAUGCCCUUUAAUUCGAAGUCUGAACACAUUUAUAUUGCAAAGACCAAAAUUUAGUACAUGUGGAGCACUUAUUCAUUUUGAGUUUUAUAAAUAUCGUUAACGAAUCAGCGAUGAUUACAGCAUGGUAGGGGUCAUUUCCGUUUCGCUUUGGCGGUGCGGUUUUAGGUCUCUUCAGGCGUCCGGCCGCAGCCCGGGUAUGGGGGAAGGAUGUCAACAAAUUCGCCAGACGUUGGCGCUCACUAUCGACUAUCUAAGGGAUGUCUAGACUUAGAAUUCGCAGUCAAAGAGUGAAUAUUUUCCCUCCGCCCUAUGACGGAAUGGCUGGGAAUACCACGCACAUGUGGUCAAAGGUUAAGUUCAUGGUCGGGGUCACUUACUCCAGGGGGCAUUUGUGUUGAGUAAAAGGGCUGGAAACCUCAGAACUUUGUAGUAUCAUAGAUUUUGAUCCUCCAUAUUGCCACGAGUGAAAAGGGGACUCUGUUUUCACCAUCUGACGAUAAUAAUAAAGGAAUUUCUUGGUCGCUUGCAAAGAUUGUCAAAAAGGUAUUGCAUUGUCCGAUUUUCACUUUUAUGACGGCCUUAAAGCAUCCUGACACCCACAGGCAGCACCCAUCGGGGUGUCAUUUUAUUUCUUUCUUUGGCGCGUACAAAUCAAUAUUGGCAGUUAUCCCCUUGUGACACAACUGUUCCCUCAGUGUAGGUAACCCAUUAACCGCACCCUUUCCAAGAUGUGAACUGGGAUAUUCUCAGUCACAACAGACAGAAUAUGCGCAUGUAAACGAAGUGGUGUUGCCCUUGGUUUACUGACACAGAUUAGGACACCAGGAGGAGCGCGUUAGUUGAUGAAGACAAUAAGCUAGGAAUAGCCAUUGCUAUCUUCCUCGUUGUCGUCAAUAGUACUUGGCGGUCGCAUCCACUCUUUAUCUGUAAUGAUUGAUGUAUGCCUCCCGGUUCUUAGUAAUUAUGCUAUAUGAAAAACAACAAAAAGAUGCCCGCAGUCGAAUCGAUACGGUCACAUUCGCGCAAAAAUUUUGCAAGAACGAUGGCGAAGAACAGAAAUGGCGGUGGCGUUACGUUUCUUUUGCUUUGAAACACAUUACAUUUUGUUUAAUUUAGGAGGCAUAAGUUGUUUUACCCAUAAAAUUUUGCACUCUUGAAAAAUUGUUACACCGUUGUUCCUGCCACAUUUUGUGUUAAAGGCACUCUGGAGUUAUUCGAACUACCAGGCCCCUGGACCGUGAACAAGUGGCGGAGCUGCAGAUAAAGGUUGCCGCUACAAGUGGUGGAGGGCAGAACAUUUUUGGUCGAAGCACAAAGCAGUCUUCAAAAGCUUUUUCCUCAACAGCCAUAGUUACGGUGAAGGUGCUGGAUAAGAAUGACAACGCACCAUACAUGGUCUCCACUAAAUCUAAUCCAGAUCCCGUCCAAUGGAGAUUCGAGAAGAAGGUUCUUCUCGCAGAAUUCGCCGUCACGCCUGACGAACUAAACUCCAAAGGAGCCUGCGUAAACUUUCCCUUUGCGUUUUUUGAUGAUGACGACUCUACUGCCAAUGGCAACGUAACAGUCAGUCUUGAUGAAAACUCACAUUUUACUCUUAACGAAGAGGCCAAUCGUAUUUGCGUCAAGUCAGUCAAACAACCACCACCAGGACGCUACUCCCUAAACAUACUGGCCCACGACAAUCCAACGGAUCCCGUUCACCGGCUCACAAAACGUUUUCCUCUAAGGAUACUAGUACAAAGUCCAAAGGCAGAAAUCAUGAGCGUGGAUAAAGGGACUGGAAAGGAGCAUACAAAUGGGAUGUCACCGGGGCCGCAGUAUAAAGUUGGACUAGUCAAUCAGUAUGACACGGAGAGUGCUGCCAAUCGAUUAUCGGAGGCCAAACCAAGAACUCACGACCCCUCACCCGGUGCACGGAAGCGCCUUCCACCAAUCAGCAAUGGAAAGGGAGAGUAUCGUAAUAUCACCAUUAUCGCUGUGCUGGUUUGCAUGGCUUGUGUGCUCUGCAUAAUUCUCCUAACUGUUUUGCUCUUCCUAAGAAAGUGUACUCCGUCAACAAGGACACUUUCAAAAAGUGAGUAUUAUUUCUUUCAUGACAGCAGAUAUAAGUUUCGUAACCUAGAAAUCUAUUGUUAAAGCCAUCGGCAUCAUUCAAUUUUUCAGUAACCUUUAAUGACAACGAUUACAAAUUUUGACUUCGCCAGCUGACCUUUCGACCGAAAUACACCUGAGCCCAGUAAAUGGGGCGAAGACGAACCCAGUGUCUUUACAGCUCUACACCCUCCUCAGAAGUUAAUUGCAAACUUUUAGCAGGUCAGACAGACAAAGACAAACAGACAGCUAAUGCGUGAGAGGGGUGGGCACCGAGUUAUGGUAGGCUGAGGGGCAGGGGAGGAAAGGAAGAACCGUAAAGGCUCCCUAUGCUGGCCGUGGAAAAAACGCGGGAGGACUGCGGAUCAGUGGGAAUGAGGGCGGCUGGUCACUGAUGAGGGAUGAGGUCAGUGGGCAAUGCACCUGCGUUGGAGGUUUUAGGGGUUUCGGUUGUUGUUCACCGUGUAGCAAGAGGGUGGGGAGCGCAAUGGCGAAACAGCAUACGUUUAUGUGGCCGAGUGUGGGUUAGCAGUUGUUAGGGUGUGAGAACAAGACAGUGAGCGUGGUUAUACAGACAGUUAAAUCACCUCAAACAUGGAUCGCAAUACAGCAUCAAAAAUUCUCAGGCUUUCUUAAAAAGAUCCCAGGGCUUGAAGUAAGUCCUGACGAAUGCAUCCUAUCGUUCGAAAUUGCCCUAUUUUCUUUAAUAUCGCAUGACCUAGCACUCCAUAGCGUAGCCCGAUGUCUAGAGCAGACUCCCAUUCGCAUUCCAACACGGCAUGUUUUACACAUACUUAAGCUUUGCCUCAAGAUAUAUUGUCAGUCCGAUGAUAAGUACUGUCAACAUGUAAAAGGCAUCCCACUUGACUCGCCAAUACCGGGUCUGCUUGCAGAACUAGUCUUACAACGACUAGAACAGGAUGUUGUACAAAAUAUCGAAUCCAAAAUGUAGCUCCGCCUCGUGAACGACACAUUUUUCAUCAUAAAACCAGCGAAGUUGAGCGAUUACGUCAGUACUUAAAUAGCGUCUCUCCAGCUGUACAGUUUAUUCGCGAAGAAUUAACAGGAGAUACCCGUCCGUUCUUAGAUGUGAGUAAACAUAGACUGAAUGACGGCAGACUACGAACAAGCGUCCACAGUAACACUCUAGUGCCGAAAUCAUACUCAACUAUGGGAACAAUUAUCCUGCGGUCCAUAAACGAAGCUGUGUCCGCACUCUUUUCAAUCGGGCCUAUCGCAUCUGAAAGAGUCAUGACUUACUGAAGAAGGAAUUGGCCUACUUCCAUCGGUUAUUCCGGUCAAACGGAUAUCCUACCAGUUUUGUAAAAAAAACUUUCUCAGACGCCAGAGCCAACCACCGAGCCCCGAGUCUAAUGGAGAUAUAGUGUCACAGAAAUUCUAUUCACUGCCGUACAUUCAGGAAAUUUCUGAAACACUCCCGACAAUAAAAGCGCUUUGCAACUCCAUCACCCAUAAGCUUGCUUCUUCCCUAUGGGAGGUAUUAUGCCGAGUAAAGGAUCUGGUGCCCAAAAAACAACUAACUAACGUCAUCUACCGCAUACCGUGCGUCAACUGCCCUUGUGUUUAUAUUGGCCAUACAGGCCGAUGUCUUGGGACUCGCAUUAACGAACACAUGCUAGCGCUCCGCCAACGUGACCCUCUGUCUCUCGUGUUUGCUCCCGCCCUUGAGCAUGACCACCGCUUCAACUGGGACGGUACUGUAAUGAUUGCAAAGGCUAAUACCAGACAGGCGUGAAAAUCCCUCGAAGCUUGGCAUUCUGGCACGACCAGCACCAAACGCCACGUCGAUCUAGACGCUCAGUACGAGGGCUUACGUACACGCUUAUUGUCUUGUUAUCGCACCCUACCAACUGUUAACCUCCACUCGGCCACAUAAACGUAUGCUGUUUCGCCAUUGCGCUCCCCACCCUCUUGCUACACGGUGAAUAACAACCGAAACCCCUAAAACCUCCAACGCAGGUGCAUUGCCCACUGACCUCAUCCCUCAUCAGUGACCAGCCGCCCUCAUUCCCACUGAUCCGCAGUCCUCCCGCGUUUUUUCCACGGCCAGCAUAGGGAGCCUUUACGGUUCUUCCUUUCCUCCCCUGCCCCUCAGCCUACCAUAACUCGGUGCCCACCCCUCUCACGCAUCAGCUGUCUGUUUGUCUUUGUCUGUCCUGUCGCGUCAGCCGACCUAGUCUGCCUAUUUCACUUUACCCUCUCUUUAUUUCGUCUGACGACGGGUCGGUCUCACCGACUUGAAAAUUUACGGGUACAAAUCGAUUUUUUAAAGAGCGUUCUCUUUUUUAUUAUAUCACCUUAGAAUGCACACCACAUCACUUAUUCAGUAAUAUACCUAUGCUGUUUGAUUUACCGUCCUAACAAUACAAAUACUAGCUUAAAGCCCAACAACGUGUUUCCUCAAUGUUCUGACGCUGUAUGACACAGACUCUGGGGCUUCGGCUUAUCAGCCUAUCCCCAGUACUUCCCGCGCGUUUUCCGGUAGAUACUCCAGCUUGGCAUUGUGGCUUUUUAUCCCCCUCAGAAAUUAGUUGCUAGUUUAAUAUACACCCGUCGGAAUGAAAGCUCAGAGUGAAAGCCGAUGUGAAUAUUUGUCUCAAAAUCCAUUAUAUCCAGCCUGAUAAGCGCAUAAUGCCCAUAAACUCCCAGUGAUUUAUCCGUCCAGGGCUGGCGGAUUUAGGCGAAAAUACUCAUAUCAACUUUCAGACUGAGUUUUCAAUCCGACUGAUCUACUAUGAAUUUGCUAUUAAUUUCUGAGUAAGUCGAAAAGCUGAAAUUUCAAACUGCGAUAUCUAUCUGGAAGCACACAGGAAAGGCUGAGGACCCCUGAUGAGUCGAAUAUCGCGUAGCUGUGUCAUACAACGGCAGAAUAUCGGCGAAACGCGUAGCUGGGCUUUUAGUUAGCACCUUCGCUGUUGAUUUAACAAAUCGAGCAAGUAGUGCAUUCUACCAGCAUGACCUCAUGAUAGUUUCCUUUAUCUGUUUUACUAUUAUACAGAAGAUUCGAAUAAGGCUAUGUUAAAAUAUGUCGUUUAAGUAAAGCAGACCGUUACAUUAAAGACUGCAAUUGUCAUUAAGAAGAGUUUGUGUAAAUUGAUACUUACAGGAUUUCCGUGUGGCAAGCUCUGGUUAUUUUCUCGUUGGGAGUUAACUCGUGUAGCUGCUCCCUCUGUCUGUUUUUCAGUGCUUUCGUAACCAAAUGUUUCGUAAACUGAAAAUUGGGCUUAUUGUGCAAACAAAUGGUUUUCUAAUGUCCUUCUUCUACGCCAUUAGACAAGACAUCCGUUAGGGCGCAAUACAGAGAUACCAUACUUGUCGCACAUAUCAAAAAACAGAACAAAUUUUUUGAAAUAGUUCUCCGAGAAAACACAUUAUUGGGGAUGGAAGCUGACGACACUCAAUAUCGCACGUAAAUGUCCGUCUGACUAAAUAAACAGGUGGAUGUCGUAGUCUCAUUCAAUCUUACAGCAAGUAGACAAAUUCGAAUGGGGUAGCAGGUUAGCUUAGUUGUUGACAACAUAUGCCAAAUAUUAGUGUGAACGGGAUGUCCUAAGAUGCGGUUCAAGUUCCCUCCCAUCAACCGUCUUAAUAGGACGCACGUAAGGAACCGGUGAACUGUGCAUGCGGACCUUCUCAUUAAGCGUUUAGAUCUGUAUGGUAGCAUAAAUUUUUGUAAUUAUUUACCGUACUGGUUAAACAGACUGCCUCUUGGCAGUUUCUGUAUAUACCGCGAUUAUUUUGCGGUAGCUGAUGGAUUUCAGCCCAAAUACUCAUAUCACAUUUCCGACAGCGCCCGAAAAGGUCUUUUCAGAAGGAUUUACUCCAAAUUCGUGCAUCAAUGUCUACGGAAAUUAAACAAGGCAUGGUGGUUUGCAUUGUUUGUUUUGUAGUACUAGGCCAGAAAAAACUACCGUGCCUGUUUUGUUUUGACAAUGACGAUUAAUUUAAUAACGGCGGAAUUAGGAUGGUAGCUAACUUUUAGGGUGAUCACAAAGAAGAGAGAGGAAAUCAUGCAUCUGAAUGGCUAGCUCUUGUUUCUCAGUGCAGGUCUCACGGUCGUCGAUCUCUAUGGUCACCGUAAGUGCAGGAGUAUUUGGCACAUAGGAUACGAUAACCAAAGUUAAUUUAUGCGCAGCAGGAAGCUCAAAUUUCGCAGCACCGUUACUUAGCUGUAAAUAAAUCCCUAUUGUUGGCUCUGGUGUCUGCAACAGUUUGAACAAUGCUUAUGGAGUAUCCAUCGAAACGAAAUAACUGAUGUAGGAUAAUAAUUUCGUAAGUAGCUAAUCGUUGCUACAGUAGUGAAUGGUUAAAUAAGAUAGACUUCAAAGUAAUCUUUUUUUUAUAAGCAGUAGGAUAAGUACUUUCAUUUUUUAUGGUGGUCUCCGCACCAGAGUUUUAUUGUUAGGAAAUUUUAAAGAGACAACCAUCAAGAAUCUUCCGUAUGUCUCCUGCUGUCAAUUUCUGAGCAAGCAUUAGAGUUGGGGAGACAUCUUACGAGUUUAAAUGUUGUUAUUAAAUUUUGCAGCUUCUUGAAGUGAAGAAAACAUCGUCUAGGUAGAGGAGCUACAUUUUCGAACUGGGUGGCUUUAACCUAGUAAGAAUACCUUUGAUUGAACUGACAGUGGUCUUCAUGGAAAUCGACAAAAAUCUAGAAUAUCGACCAUGGCCAUGAUAGGUUCCAAGCAAACUUUUUUGACCUUAGAAACCGAUUUGUUUCAUCGCUAACUGCAAUCGCAUUCACGGACAUACUGAAGCGUCUUGCACUGAAAAUACGAACUAAUUAUGCAUUUAUCGUCUGCAAGGUUCACUAAUACAGUUUCAUGUAUUUCAUGAAAAUAGUGGAAUUACUUAAGCCUCAUUCAUAAUCCAACCGAUGAAAGAAGAUUAGAAAUUGAGUUAACGUAAGCUUUUAAAAGACGUUUUCGAAAUAUCGGUAGGCGUAAAAUGCAGUGUUCGUGUUUCACUUGUCCCUCUUCCUCUAUUGAGCAAAUGCACUUAUGUAUGCAAGUGAUUCACGUAAGCUCCCGAUCUGAACACUGUUCAGAGAUCCUGGGGUCCAAUCUCACGUGACUCAAAUCUGCAGUUGGGCAUGAUUAGUUAAUGGCGGCUAAUAUUCCAAAAUGGUCAUCCCAGUCUCCCUUGUAUUUAUGGUUCCCCGUCCAUGCGUAUAUAGAGUAGAUAGGCUAACUCAUUAAAUGUCAACCGAAAUUCCGAAAUGCGUUUUCGUUUCGAAAAGAUCAAUUAAAUAGACUUGCAAAUCUAAUCAUCAUGCAGAAUAAUUCUAUAAUAAUUCGGUUACUUCAGGAUGCCAGCUUUUGAACGAGCUUCUUUCCGGCUGCAUGCAAAAGCCGUACUCUGUGAGAAGUGACAAAUUAACUAGCGUGCUUUUAUCAAAGAUUUUCGAUGCUCUUAAAAUAUUUAUGUGCAUUGUUUCUAUGAAAUACAGUUGAAUUUUAUAGGGCAUCGAAAUUGAAGGAUAAAAAGCAUGAUAUAUAUGUCGUCGUUUUUACAGAGUGUGGUUUUUGCAUGCAGCCGGAGAGAAGUUCGUUCGGAUGCCAGCACCCUGAGAUAACUGAAUUAUUAUAGAAUUAUGCUGCACGAUUAUUAGUUUUACAACACUGUCUAAUUAAUUAUUUCGAAACGAAAACGCAUCUCGGAAUUUCGGUUGACCUUUCAUGAGUUAAUCCACCUACUGUAUGUAAAAUGCGCGAUCUCCAUGGGGAGCUCUGUUUAAGCAAAGCCUGGUGCAUUAUGGGGGACCAGAUCGUGUGUGACGCAAACAGACUGGCCAUUGUGUCUCUCUCAGUCAUUUCGCCCAAUCCGAGCGCAGAUGACCAGCUCAGGGAAUGGAAUGCUAUAUUACCGUUGUAAAGGAUGUGCGGUCGACUAUGGGGAGCUCGUCCAGGCGACAUUUCAACAAAUUCUUCACAGCAAUAAAUCUGACGGGCUUUAAAACUGUCAGCAAGUGACAAAAGUCGUAAGGACUUCCGUGUGUGUAUGAGGGAGAUUGACUCGAGGACUAAAAGUGCUGCCCAAUGGCCCUCUCCUAAUGGAACAUCUAUGACACUGCCACUGAGACUGAAUCCGUGCACCCCCUUCGUCUAGUGCAAACCUGGCCCUUGUGCGCCCACCAGGUAGACUACGCGGGCUGUUCGGUUUUGUCGGCCACUGCCCCCGAGCCCGCUUUCGGCUGUGUUGGUUCUGCAAUAGGCAGAUACAACUUAAUUUUGCUUAAUAAGCUAAUUAAUGAGCAAAUACCCGUUCGUCUCGACACAUCUUGGGGCACACGGUGGAUAUUGUCAUUCGCGACUGUUGAAAUGACAUACAAUGAGGUUCUUGAUUCGUGAAACGUGAUGAAGAGUGUUUAAAUGGUCCACUUUAGGCAUAUUAAAUGCAUUACCUUUGGUUUGUUUGUUUAUCAGGUUCCAGAAAAUAUCCUUCUUGUAUGCAGAAUAUGUUUAUAAAUAAGAACCAUAGAGCAAAAACUUUAUAAAUGUAAACGGAAACCUAUGUUACCUUGCAUGUUAAUAUCUGAUACUAGCUAUUUUUGCGUAUCCACGCGUUUUUAUUAAAGAAGAGUAGUAUUACCUCGAGAACUGUACCGAAAAUAUUCACUGCACUGGAAAAAAAUUCUUGUAUACUCCCGAAAAUCAGAUUAAGAGAGAUCUGAACAAACAUGUUAUUCAUAGAAAAUGAGAUGUUUUAUCAGACCUAAAAAGUAGAGUUUUUAGAUCAGUGCGACUUGAGGCCGUAAAAUGCAGCAAUGACGCCAACGAGCAAUCCCGUGUUCAAACGUGCCGAUGUUUUUCUGUCAUUUGUGAACACUUCAUAAGCGGCUGCGAAAACGCCCAUCCAAAAGCAAGUAUAAAAUCUUUUGUGCAUACUGUAAGAUACUUUGUAUGAUCUAGUUUCUGCUAAUAGGCAAUUUUAAAGCGAGACUAGCAGAGGACUAGCAGUGUGGGUAAAACCUGAUACGUGUAUGGCCGAUUUGUUAGGUGUUUAAAACUAAGCAAAUUCAACGGAAAUGCCCUCAAUAUAAAGACUAAAGGGAGCCAUCUCGUUUGCAAAAGAAGUAUCACUAUUAUUUAUGUAUGUGAAAAAGCCCAACUACCGUUAUAAUUGUUGCCUCCACUUCACUCUUGAUAAAGUUAAAGUACAUAGGCUUCCGUCGGCAGAAUACCUAAGUAAAGCGCCCUCCUAAAGAGAUACUGUGAAAUAUUAAUUUCUUUUAAAUGUUCAAAAGUAUAUUUAUGGCCUAGUGACGUUGUGGAUUUCCAUUUUCCGACGAUGACGUUUCAUACUUUGAUGGCUUUACAAACACCUCCAAACGGUCACUUGGCAUUAGAAUCAAUCCCCGAAGACUCACUUAUUCGGUAACUGAUUUCGAAAAUACCCUACUGUUAAGGUUUUGAUAAACAAAGCACCAAACCUAUCUUAGUUGGCAGUCAGUAUGAAACAAUGAAAGCAGCAUAGUUUUCUCCGAAAAUUCAAGGGCACCCUGAAGUUCAAAGAGUUUGUCGUGACCACAAACAUUACACGAAUCUAACGGAAAGCUCUUCUGAUACACAGAAACGGUAUUUUAAGAUAAGAGUUGCGAAUUCUAUUUGAAUUUAUUAGUCAAUGUCUGGCCUGCCAACUUGUGACCUUAAGGAAUCCUUUAGUCACCUGACGCCCCUGUCGGCGAAAUCAAGCAAAUUCUGCUUUACCUUAAUCAAUCCCUUCUCAAUGCAAACACAGAGAAAAAUAUAGCUGGCCCUUAGGAAACCGCUUUUGGAAUCUAGACUGUUGGCUGCCCGUUUUUCCUGAGGGUAAACUAAGUUUCGAAAGAUAUCAAAGCGCAAACUUCUCUAAAGGACUAUUUUCAAACGUGUUUUAUUUGUGCCGUUUUAGUUGCUCUGUUUUGCAUGAAUAGACUUUGCAUGCUCAAAAAACUGUUUUUUACUCAUCUCACACGACUUUUUGGCGUUUUUAUCAUUUCGGAUUUGCGUAGAGAAUCCGCUACUUCUAAGCAUCAGAAAACUUCUACUUCUCCUUUUUUGUUAUCAUUUAACUCCAUGUCAACCCCUGUUAACCGGGCAUGUUGGUCGAUAUACUUGAGUCGACUUCCGAGUUAUAAGAGAAGUUUCAUCAACUUAGAGGUAUUUCGGGUGACGGCAAAUUUAGGGUGGAGCAGUAGGUUUCUCUAUUCAAAGUCUGCCAGUUGGCCAUAAAACUGCCUGAAUCCUGGAAACGUCGAACAGGAGAAAUUACAAAAGGUUCCGAUUUAUGUGAACAUCACAGGAGUGCAGUAGCAACCGCUAUCGUGUACGAAUGUCUCCGUCCUACUUCUCGCCUCAUUUAUACAUCUAUUCGUUCGAGUUCCCUAUAAGGGCUUUUUGUCACUGAUGGUUACUUUUCUUGUUUUUUGCACCCAGUGUUCGGUCGUCCACAAAUUCUGACCUUUUUAUUUAACCGUCGGCAAAAUCUCCGGCAAAAACUAGCCAAAUACCCAUUUAUUUGUCCAAACGAAUAUAGGAAUAUAGCCUAACUGACCGUAAGAAACAGACCUUUUUGCGAAAUCAAAUGAAACAGUUCAAUGCCUUAAGGAUCCCACUUGUCACAUUAUUUAUAUCUUACAUCUAUUUUCUGCGAGCAUUGUCUUUGAAUUGCCGUAUGCCAGUAUCACUCUGUACUAGACACAGAUUCUAUAAAUUGCGAUAGAAUAAAUAAGCUUCAAAUGACCCUGCGUCGGAAAGACAGUUAAUAUCAUACAGAAUCAACGCAUAUGGGAACCGAUGUCUUGUAUCAGUUUGUUAGCACGCAGUCCCAGGAAUUUCAAUAAAAUCGCCCUCGGCUCGCUCAACUGCAAAAAAUUGCAAAGUUAACUUUCGUGUACACUACUGAAUAUCAGUAUACCAACCGGUCCUAGGAGACUUAAUUCAUGAAAUGCAGGGAUCUAAGAAUAAAUGACCAUUCUGCUGACACUGAAACAUUGUCUGCUUUACUUACUAGCCUAUCAUGUUACGACACAGUCUUUCGCCCAUGGUAGCUGCCUGUGAAAUUAUUUCAUUAGCAAAAGUCGCCCUUUCUAGAUAUCGUUCGCUAGGUUAAUAAAUGCCUUCUAGCACACGUACAUGUUUACACGCGCUUUUCAAAGUUAUUGCAUUGACACAAAUAAGCAAGAACCAUCAAAAUUAUUGCAGUUAGCUUGAAACAUUUUCAAGUAAAUCAGGUGAAGCAAUGUGUCAGCACACAUUCUGUCUUCAGGAAAGUAAGUGUUUCGUCUCCUUAUACAUUUUACCUUGAAACCUGGGUAAUUUUAGACCUUAAAAGGAAAAUAAACACAAGUAGACAGUUUUUCUACAAGCAACCAUGAAAGGCUCACCAUUAGGUGGCUACUUUAACUUUGGGGUGUGCCAAGAUGUAUUUUUUGCAGCACUAAUGCGUACUGCUGAUGCGAAACUUCCACAACCUACCCAUUUGAGAAUAUUUUAGUACUCAUACGUUAAUUAUGAAGGCGAAAUAGACAAACUGACAAAUAUAACAUUUAUAAAACGGUAAAAUACCAUUGUUUCAUAUACGACUAAACAAGGGCUCAACAUUUUCAAGGAAAGAACAUUAGCAGUCAAAACGUCUCGCGUUUUUAUCGAAUUUUCUUUGAAAAAUGAUAAGCAGCAUAAAUGACCGUGAGAGAAAGAACCAACCGAAACAGUUUAUGAAGGUAACUCAUUAAGAAAACGGCCGUUAACUAAGACAAGUAUAAGUCGCAACCCUAUACUGUGAAGCUGCGUUUUCUGUAGCAGUUCGGUUUUAAGUUCCAGUGGGCCCAGAAACGCAGCCAAAAUUGUUAUUUGAAUAGGUAAAACUUCCAAUGGUCCUUUAUUGUGAAGACUUUCAUAGGCGUUGAUGACACUAAUAACUUCGGUCGUCGACUGAGAACAUUAAAAACCGAAUAAUUUUUUGAUAUUUCAGGAACAUUAAAAAACCCAGUAGGCUUUGCCGUUGCGAGUAGUUAUGAGGAAGAAGCAUUUCUUUGAAACCCAAAGUAAUAUGCACUCGCUUUUAUUCUUUAAUUUUAUUCCAGGUUGUUAGUUAUUGGUCAACUCUCCACAUUCAAUCUUUUAAAAAUGUAAUGUGGCGUAUUCAUUGUUACAAUCAGAAAUGUCGUCUUGGUCCUUGUCAAACGGAUUUCAAGCAAUGAGUAAAUGGAAAGUUAUAACGCAUUCUUAUAAUAUCAUUCUCAAGCAUAUGGCCAGGCUUCAAACAGAUGUGUAGCUGCAAUGAAAAACACCGUUUUUGUAUUAGGAUAGUUAAUCACGGGUUUAUUUAAGAGCCUUUUUAGACCAUGUUCUGCUAAUCUGCUUUAGGUAGUCAGUAGUCUACACGGAUAGGCCUUAUGAACUUCUACGAAUUAUGCAACUUAUUUGACGUGAAUAUUCAGUCUUUCGUAAGAAAGCUGUCAAUUCUAAGCAACGUGAUAUGAGGCAUAAUACGUUUUAUGUUUUCCUCUAAGCCAAGACUUUUGUUAUUAGUUGCGAGUUUUCGUCAAUAAUUUGAGCGGAGUUCCAACUAGUUUAAGUGGGUUUUGCAAAUUUGCGCAUCUUUAAUGAUUUUCGUCAACUGUUAUACGUUAUUGUCUCUAGUUAAGCUGGUCUUUCGCUUAAACGUAUUUAAGAAUGUGAUAAAUUUAUCACUGCCUAUAUUGUGGCUGACCAAAAUAAGGCUCAAAUAUGUGCUUCAAUAAAAUCUGUCAUCCCAUCAAAAUGCUUUCUCCGCCAGGGCUUAAUUUGCAUUUAUAAAGCAGGCAAAAUAUCAGUCGAUCCGGUGUCCAAAUGUGAGGUCUUCAAGCUUCUUUACCUCCCUCUACGUUCGUCCUUUGGUGAAAACUUAAGUGCCCAUUUUACGGGAUAGCGAACCUAUCGGUCAUUUAUAAUUGACCAGUUGUAGCAAGUGGGUACUUAGCUUCAUUCACUUUGCAAAAAUUAAUGUUGAUGAAAAGAUCAAACGUUCUCAACCAAAUGCUUCCUUUCCCCGACGUUUUCGAGCUUUAAAUCUGGGCGGGACAUUGCAUGCAGUGUUUUCCUCUGACCACUCCCUAAAUAACUUUUGCACCGGACUCCGGUUGUCAUUUUCUCUCCUUCCUGUUCCCUCGCAUUUCUUCAUGGCCAUCAGGACUGGGAAGUCACAGUGUCCUCCAUUAGUCUUAUUUACUGACGUCCGUCCCAAAUGUUCAGUAGGUGCUUCUUAUAUUAAAAUCGUGAGUUGUUAAAUGUAGUAGAAAAACUUUGAUCGAGACCUUUUCCUGUUCUCUCUAACCUUGAUUUUGCGUAUGUGCAAGCAUAUUUGCAUUAGCUGAUUUACUUAUUUAUCAGAAAAAGACUAAUAUGCGCACACACGCAAGCUUUUGGGCUUGCGCAUAUGCGCUUUUAGAUAGAAAGCUUGCCAGAAUUGUCUAGACGUUCGCCACUUGCGAAAAUUCGUCAAAGGCGGUGCCUAUGCACGUUUAAAAUGGUCCUGUGAGUGAAAGGUUUCAGUAAAUAGCUGUACUUAUUAUUUUCUCUCGCUAAUUGCGGUCUGUUCGGCUCCUAUCGCACUUUCGAAACGCCUAGGGGCUUGCCUCAGGGUUUUUGGACAUGGCAUUUUGUGUGCCUUUACGGGCGCAUCUGCGAACGCCGUCUCUCUCGCGAGUAGUGGUCAGCAGAAGCUCAGUUGUCGUUUCACACCCAGACUUCCAUUCCAGCAUGUAAAGUAAGGAAAACGGUCACAAUCAGCUUUACCUCUCGCAAUGUUACCUAGGGCAUCGCAUCUCAGAUAAAAUGAGUGUCGGCUCAGACAUGCAUAGUUUACCAUGAACACGUAAGUACAAUUCGGUAUAGGAAAAAAUCAAAUUUUGCUGUUUGCCGUUUCUUAAGCCCUGAAAACUCACCCCAUUUUUACCUGCCCAAUAACACUUUGGACAGCACAAAAGGUUGUGCUGUAACGGCGAAAAUAUCGCACAAACUCUUAAAAAUGUUCCUGAUGACAGUUCUGAGGGACGAAAAAUAUACGAUCAUUAAUACAAUAUGCAUCUCCAGUAUUUUUGUCAAGCUAAGUUUUUAUUGAUGGCUGCUUUCAGAGGUUCUGACUAAGUAUACGUAAACCUAAUCCGAAAGAUAAACACAUGAUAAAUAAAAAUUACACAGAGGACCUGCCCCUAUUAGUUUGUUUGAAAUAAGUCAAAAUAACAUUACCGAAAAAGACGAAGGAGACCGGAAUGGCCAUUCCUGGCUUAUUAGCGGUCGUCAGUCAGUCACGACAAACCGCGAAACUUGGAAUGCCUGGGACUUGAUCCCGCGACUUGUUGGUCUGAAGUCUAACGCCUCUAACCACUGAACCUCAGGUUCGUCGCCCUGUCGGUUGCAGUCACGAAUAUACAAUGAUAGACGGACGCUCAUUCCGCUGCAGUCUUCCUUGUUUUUGUCGUUUUUGUUAUUUUGCCCAAAUUACGCGCCGCCGUGUGGCUGCUGGUCGGGCUCGAGUGAGAGCCCAAAGGUCCAACGGGACGCGUGAGUUCCGUAAGAACAAUAGGUGAACGUAUCUCUACCACAGACCAAGUUAAGACAAACCUUUCGAUGGAAAAAAAGAAGAAAUAGAAAUCAUUUUUACCACUCUUGAGUGAAAUAUACGUGGUUGCUUCUGUUCCUUUCUAUUAAACGUUUAUUUGCUGGUUCUGUAUGCCAUGCAUUUAUUAAUUCCUGAAAAUAUUGAAUCUCCUAUGCCAACUAAUGCGAACAAAAUCAGUAAUAAAAGUUUCCUAAUUGAUAUCCCGAUUAAACGGUCUUCUGGAAGCAAAUAUUUCCGCACAUAUCGGGCAUUCUGGGGCUUCUGUCGUUUGUCUGGUCUUGGAAUCACAUUCAGUCUAAAUAGGACAUGCCUGUUUUAUGAUGCCAGUGGGAAGGAAUCUUGCUGCGCACGCUUUAAUGGACGUAAAAUCCAAAAACUCUUCGUGCAAAGGCUGAAAACAAAAUUUGUCUUUAAAAUAUACCGCUAAUCUAAUCCGCUCUUCGAAGAGGUUGACCCUCUGCACUUUUCAUCGUCCAGCCCAUCGUGUUUAUCGUUUCCUAGGUUAACGCUAAUUGCCAGCCCAACAUUGAAACAGGGGACGACCUAAAAUAGUCACCACCAGAAUUUCGUAUGAACGCACACAUUUGCUUUUCAUCCAAAUCCUAAGCACUUUGGGAGGAACGAGAGCAAACGUGAUUUAUGUAGGAAUCUUCAUUGUCAAAUUAAUCGAAAUCCAUGCGACUACAUUUUCUUGCAUACCACAUUAAAACGCCUGAUUUUACAGUUAGACUAUUAGCAUGGUAAAUGCCCCAAAUGUUGUUUGAACUGUUAGUAGCGGCUUUUCAAAAUUUUUAUGCACAAAAUAGUUUAGUUCUGGGUUGACAACUGGUAAAGGAUUUUCUUCGACCGUGCAAAACGUUAGGUGGACAUCUCAAAACCCAAGUAAACUCUAAUGGCUGAAUUAGCAACUUCCUGACUGCCAACUUAUUAAAUUGGUUUGACAAGUAAUUACAAACAUUUCCGAAAGUGUUAAAAGUCAAACAUAAGCAAAUUUGUUGGUGCAUUUACAUAGGUAGUACCGAUAAAAUUAGGCAAAAGCUUUUGUAUGACAUCGAGUGCUGUAGACGAGGUUGGCUUACCUAAUGACUUUCGUGGAGCAAAAACAAUCGUGCGUGUGAUUUACUGUAUUUUCUUUUUAACGUUUUUUAAGCUGGUAACUUUUGUAUAAAUUUGCGACCACUGUCGAUCUCCAAAUCUGACUUCAUGAGUUGCAGUUGUUCAUUACUAAAAUGCAACUACAGUUCGUUGAUGUUAUGGAUCUUUUGUGGAUUUCGUCCUUAGCUGCCACAUAUUAUUACUGUUCUUUCCUGGUCUCCACAUUAAUUUUUGUCAAGUUUGGAAGAGUUAUUAAUUAACUUAGGUCUUCCACAAAGAAAAACUAUAAAAUACUGUCCCGUCUGUGGGCCUUUAAGUUAACAAACUAACACGUAUACUCUAGUUAUUCCGUUUAAUGUACUUUGUUGUUAUAGAGACGCAUUGUAAAGCUUAACGUCGAUCUGAUGUUUACGUGCACAGCCCUUCCCUCCAAGGUAGUUUAGUAGCUUACAGAAUUGAAGCGGCAUAACAAUCCUACCCACUUCAACCGUUUUAUUUAAAGGUUUUACCCAUCUAACACGCAGAACUCACCUUUGAGUAAUACAAACAAUAUAUUGAAUGUGCAAUUCACGUCUAAGAGAGAUGUUUUGUUUUUGUCAUAUGAUGGAAAAUGAAACAGCUAGAUGUGAAGUUAAAUUUCAGCUCAAAUGCAGGAUUAUGUAGAAACACACUGAUAUUCAUUGAGAUUAUUUUCCAAAGUCGAAUGCACAAGAAAUCACUCCUAUAAAAGACCCUUUUGACCCCUUGCCCAUAUUCCCUGGGCACAUGAUUAAAUUUCUCCCCAAGACAAAUUUCUUACCUGCCGGAAAUAUGACCCCGUGCCUUGAAACCGCAUUAUAACUUUAGCCGUGGGGUAGGCCUGUGCAGUUUGAUGAGGCUUCGUAACAAAUGGGAAACAUAUGGAGUCGGGAAAUUUUUUAACGACAGUGAAGUAACUGAUAUACUUGUUGCUCUGUCUCAGAAUGAAUAAUUGUUGACAAAUCAAGGCGUAAUGUUUUAUAGAUAUAACUAAGUCAGUCUUUUCAUAGUAUUUUUGAAAUAAUUCAUUCCUGAAGGGCUAAAUGUAAAUCCGCAGCAGGAAAUAAAUUAGAUUUGACUUUUGAAAAGUGGCGUGAUACACUCCAAAUGAUUUUAACUUGUGAUAAGAACUAUAUUUUUUAGAGUAGGUGGGUGCCUACGUAGCGCAUAAAAGGUGGAAGUACACUCAAAAGGCUACAUUCACCUGGAAAAAGUCGAGUUGUAGUUGACAGACUGAAGUCACUAGAUUGUGUGGUUUGCUAUGUACAGAAUCUCAUGUUGUCCUCUCAGGCGACAGUGGUUGCUAGCGAAUCAUACCCAUGAGUAAGUGCUACAGUAGUGACAGCUACUUUGAUACUUUCGUGGAGCAAACUCGUGUUCUCCCAUUUUUGGGAGUGUUAUCUUUGCCGAAAGGUGGUACAUUCAAAUGGCGCCCGAGCAGCUACGACUGUCUGUGCGUCUGAGUAGAAGCCGGCUGCGUGACAGCAGAACAAGGCGUCUGCAACUGCUGGCUGCAGAGGCUUACUGACCUUGGAGUAAGGAGCUUUGGAUAAGGACGCCGGACAUCGCAAUAGUGACGGUCGGCAACACCUUCUACACAAUGAUCCAUCAAUCCCAAAAGCACGGAAAUACUUUCUGACUCUUAAAACAAACUAUCAUCGUAGGAAUUUUACAAAUGUUACAUUAGCAUAUUAUCAGAAAGGAGUUACUAUGGUGGUUUGGACUGAUUAAAACAUAACUCGUUCGGCUUAUUCUGCCUUCGUUUAACCUCUACCAACUCAUAACACCACCGCGGAUCAGAAACACAAGCAUCCGCACACAUGUAUUGCAAAUCGUCUACUGAUUACUUUUAUCGAGUGGAUCAUAAACAGUUUGUCCAGUCGAAGGUUUUCCCCGCCCCGCCACCUGACACUUUGUCCUUACAGUUCCUAUGCUGACUGCUUCUUCCUGUAACCCUCUGGUUCAUGUCAGUGACACACAUUUAAUUUAUGCGGAACUGGUACUACAACUAACCGACCAUUCGAAUGGACAUGUCAGUUUCAUGCGAUCCACAGUUCUGACAAAAGGACUCAAAAUCGAUAAACAACAAAGCAAUACAAAUAUCGAGGAAGGUGAACUAGACUGAACUGGCGAUCCGAGGUUAAUUAGCCACUGUCAUCGCGUCUUGGGUGGUCGUCUUCCUGAAUAAACGUGUUGACGCCAACUGAAAAGCCCGAAACUGAGACAUUAUUUUCCUGUCUUUUUCGUUAUAGGGUUUUCCUUUAUCUAAAGCAACGGUCCAUAUCAGUGGCAGGUUGACAAAUUACGUAACUUUUUAGACGUCUAUACCGUCAAUCUUUUAGUUAUAAAUUACUGUCCUGUUAAUCAUAUGAAGGUCAUACUCGAAUGUAUGAGCUUAUAAGUCUGCGAAAAAAUGUUUACUUUUAGGACAUAACGUUAUGCAGAUCUACAAUGGCAACAACAACAACAACAAUAUUGGACCAAAUGUGCACAGCGAGAUGCCAGUAAAUGCCGGCGACUUCAAUCCUCUGUCCCAAAAACGUUCGGCCGACUUUGAUUCAAAUCGUUUUCCAUGUGUAAGUAAACCUAUAUUCAUUGUACCACUGUAGUUAGUUACCGGAACUCAAAAGGAACUUUUCCCGACUACUUGCUUCCGCGGUACCCUUAGAAUACCUUCGAAGGAAAUCGACGCCGUCCUCUUCACGUCAACUAAGCGAUUCUCCUAA
This is a messenger RNA of Spirometra erinaceieuropaei, 39882 nucleotides long. The record is from the annotation of a GenBank genome assembly. Lineage: Eukaryota; Metazoa; Platyhelminthes; Cestoda; Diphyllobothriidea; Diphyllobothriidae.